Molecule: messenger RNA, 700 nt
Organism: Pygocentrus nattereri (red-bellied piranha)
Lineage: Eukaryota; Metazoa; Chordata; Actinopteri; Characiformes; Serrasalmidae
Product: zona pellucida sperm-binding protein 3-like
Exons: 2
Coding region: 43-678 (211 amino acids)
Biological process (GO): egg coat formation; positive regulation of acrosome reaction; binding of sperm to zona pellucida
Cellular component (GO): extracellular matrix
Molecular function (GO): acrosin binding
Source: RefSeq, a predicted model, not a curated record
GAGUGGCACCAGUAACUAGUGGAGCUUUAAGCGUUUGCUGAUAUGGAGUUGAAGCAAACUGGUCUUGGGGUUCUGCUGCUUGUGCUGCUUGGCAGUUGUAGUGCACAGUUACCAAAAUGGAAGAGACCAAGUCCUCACCAGGCUCAACAGACAACAGGCAGGGGACCUGUGCAGCAAGCAGGGGCACGGUUGCCUGUUCAGGAUCCUGUCUCAGGAGUGCUUGUGAAUCCUGCAGAUCCACUCAGUGUUCAGUUGAAACAGGUGGUGCAGGGUCCAGUGAAGAAAUUGACGUGGCAUUUCCCCCAAGCUCCAGAGAAGCCUAAGCAGCCAGUAGUGAAUUUUGAGCCACGUCAGCCUGUUUCUACUGUGAGUGUUGCAGCCGAUUGUGGACAGAACUCUGUGUAUGUGGAGGUUAAGAAGGAUUUGUUUGGAACUGGAGAGCUAAUAAAUCCCUCGGCCCUCAGCCUUGGAGGCUGUGCGGUAACGGGAGAAGAUUCUGCUGCUCAGGUUCUCAUCUUUGAAGCAGAGCUGCAGCUGUGCAAUAGUGUGCUAACGACAACUGCAGAUGAGCUGGUCUACAGCUUCAUCCUUCAGUAUGCCCCUGAACCAUUGGGUGGGAAUCCAAUCACGAGGACAACUGGUGCUACGGUUGGUAUUGAGUGCCACUAUCCAAGGUAAGGACCAGUUUGCCUCCAGUGUA